AUGUCGACCGGUGAGCCCUUGAAUGGUGAGGAUAGUCCGAGUGAGGUCAGCAGAGGGACGGAGCCUCCAAGCGGCGGCAGCAGCAGCUCAACAGAAGGAUUGCAAACACAGAUUUUCAUCCCACCAUCAAACAGAAAUGGUGCCAUGUCACACUCACCUUGCAAGGAUGAUCAUGGUCAUAAGAAAUCUCACCGUGACGGCCAACUCUGCAAAUGCUCUCUGUGUGGGAAAACCUUUGCUAAUAACUCUAAUUAUCGUAUGCAUAUGAGGAGCCACACCGGUGAAAAACCUUUUUCCUGCUCAGUUUGUGGGAAAAGAUUCACUCGGAAGAGCAACUUUGACAGACACACAAGAACCCACACUGGUGAAAGACCUUUUUCCUGCUCAGUUUGUGGUCACACUUUCACUGAAAAGAAAAACUUACAAACACACACAAGAACCCACACUGGUGAAAAACCUUUUUCCUGCUCAGUUUGUGGUCAAGGAUUCAGCCAUAAGGGUACCUUAAAAUUCCACACAAGAACCCACACUGGUGAAAAACCUUUUUCAUGCUCAGUUUGUGGCCAAGGAUUUACUAAAAUUCCCCACUUAAAAUCCCACACAAGAACCCACACUGGUGAAAAACCUUUUUCCUGCUCAGUUUGUGGUCAAGGAUUCAGCCAUAAGAGUACCUUAAAAUCCCACACAAGAACCCACACUGGUGAAAAACCUUUUUCCUGCUCAGUUUGUGGUCAAGGAUUCAGCCAUAAGGGUACCUUAAAAUCCCACACAAGAACCCACACUGGUGAAAAACCUUUUUCCUGCUCAGUUUGUGGCCAAGGAUUCACUCAAAUGCCCAGCUUAAAAGCCCACACAAGAACCCACACUGGUGAAAAACCUUUUUCCUGCUCAGUUUGUGGUCAAGGAUUCAGCCAUAAGGGUACCUUAAAAUCCCACACAAGAACCCACACUGGUGAAAAACCUUUUUCCUGCUCAGUUUGUGGACAAGGAUUCAGCCAUAAGGGUACCUUAAAAUCCCACACAAGAACCCACACUGGUGAAAAACCUUUUUCCUGCUCAGUUUGUGGCCAAGGAUUCACGCAAAUUCCCUACUUAAAAGCACACACAAGAACCCACACUGGUGAAAAACCUUUUUCCUGCUCAGAUUGUGGUCAAGGAUUUAGUGAGACGAGUGCCUUAAAAGCCCACACAAGAACCCACACUGGUGAAAAACCUUUUUCCUGCUCAGUUUGUGGUCAAGGGUUCAGCCAUAAGGGUACCUUAAAAUCCCACACAAGAACCCACACUGGUGAAAAACCUUUUUCCUGCUCAGUUUGUGGCCAAGGAUUCAGCCAUAAGGGUACCUUAAAAUCCCACACAAGAACCCACACUGGUGAAAAACCUUUUUCCUGCUCAGUUUGUGGUCAAGGAUUCAGCCAUAAGGGUACCUUAAAAUCCCACACAAGAACCCACACUGGUGAAAAACCUUUUUCCUGCUCAGUUUGUGGCCAAGGAUUCACUCUAAUUCACCACUUAAAAGGACACACAAGAACCCACACUGGUGAAAAACCUUUUUCCUGCUCAGUUUGUGGUAAAAAAUUUGCUCACAUGGAUCGGACUAAAAGACAUGUGUGUAUUGGUGUGAAAAGCAGUGGCCAAUGA
Messenger RNA from Nerophis lumbriciformis (worm pipefish), 1641 nucleotides. NCBI's taxonomy places the organism in Eukaryota, Metazoa, Chordata, Actinopteri, Syngnathiformes, Syngnathidae. The record is from RefSeq and is a predicted model, not a curated record.